Molecule: messenger RNA, 4724 nt
Organism: Brachypodium distachyon (stiff brome)
Lineage: Eukaryota; Viridiplantae; Streptophyta; Magnoliopsida; Poales; Poaceae
Product: splicing factor 3B subunit 1
Exons: 2
Coding region: 86-3925 (1279 amino acids)
Biological process (GO): spliceosomal complex assembly
Cellular component (GO): catalytic step 2 spliceosome; U12-type spliceosomal complex; U2-type prespliceosome
Molecular function (GO): mRNA binding
Source: RefSeq, a predicted model, not a curated record
CGAAAUCCAGAACUCACCCCGCUUUCUUCCCCAAAUCUCGCUCGCCUCUCGCUCCUCUCGCGAAACCCUAGCCGCGGCCGCCGCCAUGGACGGGAUCGACGCGGAGCUGGCGCGCGCGCAGGACGAGCGCCGGAAGCUGGAGGAGGCCCUGGAGGCCGGCGCGCCCAUGGCCGUCUCCUCCGUCACCUUCGACACGGACCUCUACGGCGGGGGCGGCUCCGACCCCAACCGCUUCGCCGGCUACGACACCUCCAUCCCGGCCUCCGAGGACGACGCGCCCGAGGACGUCCACGCCGAGCCCGCCGCCAACCCCGCUGCCCGCCGCCUCGCGUCCUACACGGGCCACGCUGUCGCCGCCGCCGACAUCCCCCGGUCGGACGACGACGGGAUGCCCGUGAAGAAGUCCCAGCGCAUCAUCGACCGCGAGGACGACUACCGCCGGCGCCGCCUCGACCGCAUCAUCUCGCCCGAGCGCCACGACGCCUUCGCCGCCGGGGAGGCCACCCCGGACCCCUCCGUGCGGACCUAUGUCGAUGCCAUGCGCGAAAACAAGGUGCAGCAGGAGAAGGAGUAUGUGCUGCGGGAGAUUGCUAAGAAGAAGAAGGAGGAAGAGGAGAAAGCCAAGGAGAAGAAGGCUGCCCCUGAGCCAGUGCCAGCCGCGACCAAGCGUCGCAACAGGUGGGAUCAAUCGCAGGAUGGGGAUACUGCUGCUGCUGGGGCCAAGAAGGCGAAGACUGCCUCAGACUGGGAUGCCCCUGAUGCAACCCCUGGGAUUGGGCGCUGGGACGCCACCCCUGGACGCAUUGGUGAUGCGACACCCUCUGUGAGGAGGAAUAGGUGGGAUGAGACACCAACCCCGGGGAGGAUGGCUGAUGCAGAUGCGACUCCCGCAGCUGGUGGCAUUACUCCAGGAGCCACCCCUUCUGGGGCAUGGGAUGCUACUCCUAAGCUGCCUGGUGGGCUUGUCACACCAACACCCAAGAAGCAGAGGUCGAGGUGGGAUGAGACACCCGCGAGUAUGGGGAGUGCAACACCUGGUGGUACGGCUGCGACACCUGCAAAUUACACUCCUGGAGUGACUCCAUUUGGAGCAGAGAAUCUUGCCACACCAACACCUGGCCAUCUUGCUCGUGGCCCAAUAACUCCGGAGCAGUACCAGCUCAUGCGUUGGGAACGGGACAUUGAGGAGAGGAACAGGCCUCUCACUGAUGAGGAGCUUGACAGCAUGUUCCCGCAGGAGGGUUACAAGAUUCUUGAACCUCCGGCUUCAUACCAGCCCAUACGCACCCCAGCGAGGAAGCUGCUUGCUACGCCAACACCUCUGGGCACACCGCUUUAUGCUAUUCCGGAGGAGAAUCGUGGACAACAGUAUGAUGUGCCCAAGGAGAUGGUUGGGUUGCCACUCAUGAAGCCAGAGGAUUACCAGUACUUUGGAACUUUGCUGAACGAGGAUGAGGAGGAGCAGCUUACUCCAGAGGAGCAGAAGGAGAGGAAAAUCAUGAAGCUCCUGCUAAAGGUUAAGAAUGGCACGCCCCCGCAGCGAAAGACAGCACUUCGGCAGCUCACAGACAAAGCACGGGAAUUUGGUGCUGGCCCACUGUUCAACAAAAUCCUGCCAUUGCUCAUGCAGCCAACACUCGAGGAUCAAGAGCGCCAUCUCCUGGUGAAGGUCAUUGACAGGGUGCUGUAUAAGCUGGAUGAGCUGGUCCGUCCAUUUGUGCAUAAGAUUCUUGUGGUUAUCGAGCCGCUUUUGAUUGAUGAGGAUUAUUAUGCUCGUGUUGAGGGCAGGGAGAUUAUCUCAAAUCUAAGCAAAGCUGCUGGUCUUGCUACUAUGAUUGCCGCCAUGAGACCGGAUAUUGAUAAUAUCGAUGAGUAUGUGAGGAAUACAACUGCUAGGGCAUUCAGUGUGGUGGCUUCUGCUUUGGGUAUCCCUGCCCUCCUCCCGUUUUUAAAGGCUGUCUGUCAGAGUAAGAAGUCCUGGCAAGCUCGGCACACUGGUAUCAAGAUUGUUCAGCAGAUUGCUAUUCUCAUGGGCUGCGCUGUUCUGCCUCACCUUAAGAACCUAGUUGAGAUCAUUGAGCAUGGUUUAAGUGACGAGAACCAGAAAGUGCGGACAAUCACUGCCCUCUCCCUUGCUGCACUUGCUGAAGCUGCUGCACCCUAUGGUAUAGAAAGCUUUGACAGUGUGUUGAAGCCUCUGUGGAAGGGUAUCAGAUCUCACCGUGGGAAAGUCCUUGCUGCCUUCUUGAAGGCUAUUGGUUUCAUCAUCCCUCUUAUGGAUGCUCUUUAUGCCAGUUACUACACGAAGGAGGUGAUGCAAGUCCUGAUUAGGGAAUUCCAGUCACCAGAUGAAGAGAUGAAGAAGAUUGUGCUGAAGGUUGUUAAGCAGUGUGUCAGUACAGAGGGUGUGGAAGCUGAUUAUAUUCGGAGUGACAUCCUUCCAGAUUUCUUCAAACACUUCUGGGUUCGGAGAAUGGCUCUAGAUCGUAGGAACUAUAAGCAACUUGUGGAAACAACGGUCGAGAUGGCAAACAAGGUGGGAGUUACUGGUAUCGUUGGGAAGAUUGUUGAGGAUCUGAAAGAUGAAAGUGAGCCUUACAGGAGAAUGGUGAUGGAAACAAUUGAGAAGGUGGUGGCUAACUUGGGUGCUUCGGAUAUUGAACCUCGUCUGGAGGAGCUGCUUAUUGAUGGCAUCUUGUAUGCUUUCCAAGAGCAGACAAGUGAUGAUGCAAAUGUCAUGCUUAAUGGCUUUGGAGCAGUUGUUAAUGCGCUCGGCCAGAGGGUCAAGCCUUACCUUCCUCAGAUAUGUGGUACCAUCAAGUGGCGAUUGAACAACAAGAGUGCAAAAGUCAGGCAGCAAGCUGCUGAUCUGAUCUCAAGGAUAGCCAUUGUGAUGAAGCAGUGCCAGGAGGAGCAGCUUAUGGGUCACCUGGGUGUUGUGCUGUAUGAGUACUUGGGAGAGGAGUACCCUGAGGUGCUGGGGUCAAUUCUUGGAGCUUUGAAGGCCAUUGUGAAUGUCAUUGGUAUGACUAAGAUGACACCACCAAUCAAGGAUCUUCUUCCUCGGCUGACCCCCAUCUUGAAGAAUAGGCAUGAGAAGGUCCAAGAGAACUGCAUUGAUCUAGUUGGUAGGAUUGCUGAUCGUGGAGCAGAAUUUGUACCAGCUAGGGAGUGGAUGAGGAUCUGUUUUGAGCUGCUGGAAAUGUUGAAGGCUCACAAGAAGGGCAUCAGAAGAGCUACUGUGAACACAUUCGGGUAUAUCGCAAAGGCAAUUGGGCCACAGGAUGUUUUGGCCACCCUGUUGAAUAACUUGAAGGUGCAGGAGCGGCAGAACCGUGUUUGCACUACUGUAGCAAUUGCUAUCGUUGCUGAAACUUGUUCGCCUUUUACCGUUCUGCCUGCCCUCAUGAAUGAGUACCGGGUUCCAGAGCUUAAUGUCCAGAAUGGUGUUUUGAAAUCUCUCUCUUUCCUGUUUGAGUAUAUCGGUGAAAUGGGCAAAGAUUACAUAUAUGCUGUCACUCCGUUGCUUGAAGAUGCUCUAAUGGACAGGGAUCUUGUUCACAGGCAGACUGCUGCAUCUGCUGUUAAGCAUAUGGCUCUAGGAGUUGCUGGCUUGGGUUGUGAAGAUGCUCUUGUCCAUCUGCUUAACUAUGUCUGGCCCAACAUAUUUGAGACAUCUCCCCAUGUCAUUAAUGCUGUCAUGGAGGCUAUCGAGGGGAUGAGGGUUGCUCUAGGUGCAGCUGUGGUUCUGAAUUAUUGCCUCCAAGGCCUUUUCCACCCAGCAAGGAAAGUACGUGAAGUAUAUUGGAAGAUCUACAACUCGCUGUACAUUGGUGCGCAAGAUGCACUUGUUGCUUCUUAUCCUGCACUAGGCGACGACGGGGACAAUAUUUUCAGUCGUCCAGAGCUAGCCAUGUUCGUGUGAUCAACUGUUUAGGUAUGGAUUGCAAGAAGUUGCCCCUUGUCAGCAAAUCUGGCUACAGGUUAUAUGAGCAUUCAAGCAGUAGCAAGUGGUGUUUAAUCUUGUGUUGUCUCGUUUAUUUUUGUAUUUUGUUGUAUGUUCUGUUUUUGCUCUCUACAAAACAAGGAUCUGAUAUGCAAACGCAUUGGCAGGCAGGAUGUACAUGUCCAUGCAUCGUCAUCCAUAUGCAUCGAUGCAUGUGAAGCUUGAACUGGGGUGGUAUUUGAAUUAGAGCUCACAUUUAAUUACUUGGUGUAACUUCUUGUGAUGUCUGUCUUUAUUGAAGCUGCAUUUUUGUAUUUGCAGGCUUAUUCCUUCUGAAGGGGGUGCAAUCUUUAAGAAAUGUUUUUUCCUGGUUUACUGUACUGCUAAACCGCUGUCGUGAUCCGAUGUACUAACUCAUUUCAGAACUGAUUGUUUUUUCAGGCUAUGUUGGUGCAAGUCUAGCAAAGCGGCUUAUCUGGAAUCGGGACAAGUCCGUCGUAAGAGGAGAGUAGCAUGUUUACUUCGUCACAACUUGUAAUACUAUGUCUAGCCUGUCAUAAUGGAAUGUUUUGAAGAGUGGUGACAAUCGUAGAGUUGGUAUCGCCUUUAUAUAUGACAUGUAAAAUGUUUGUCACGGUGGCCAUUACUGUUGUUGAAACUUCGUCUUAGGUCAUAUUAGAUAUGCAGUGAACUGUUGAGGUUGGGUAACACUUUUAUGGUUCCUGUAACACGAGUAUGGUUGGCUCGCAUCUGUUUUAUGCUGGUGAUUUUGUUUGUC